Cryptotermes secundus is the source of this 2445-nucleotide messenger RNA. Its product is annotated as HMG box-containing protein 1. Bases 194 to 1630 code for a protein of 478 amino acids. Lineage: Eukaryota; Metazoa; Arthropoda; Insecta; Blattodea; Kalotermitidae. The transcript has 7 exons. Gene Ontology annotation, biological process: regulation of transcription by RNA polymerase II. The record is from RefSeq and is a predicted model, not a curated record. Gene Ontology annotation, molecular function: RNA binding; protein binding; DNA-binding transcription factor activity, RNA polymerase II-specific. Gene Ontology annotation, cellular component: nucleus.
CUGUAAACAUGAAACAGGAAAUAAAACAAAAGGAUAGAAAUCCGUAGAGUUUGUGUGUAGAUUGUACGUUAUUGAAGGAGGGCGUCAAGUUUUUAGUUUUGGUUUGUAACGAAAUUGAUGUCAUGUGGCAGUGUAUAUGCUGCGAGUGUAUUUUAACAUUGAGUGUGUGUUUUUUUAGAAUGUUUUUGAAUGCAUGGGUCCAAUUCACAUUCAUUGUUUAGUAAUGUUUCUGCCAUACCAACCUUUUCCGAAAAUACAGUUUUCCAGUCUAAUAAUGCAGAGCUUUGGAAAGUCAGACCAAACUACAAAACAUGAUAACAGUGGAAAUAUACAGCCAGAGGAAGAUUGUCAGCCAAAAGACCUAAGUUUCAAGUCCAGCAAAAAGAUGAAGCCAAUACCUCCACCACUGAACCUGGGGACAGCAAAUAGUGCUCUAAAAGAAUUUGCCAUAAUUGCAACAAGUCCUAAAAGUCCAUUAAUGCAGAAGAAUCUUCCAUUUCGUAAACGAGCAUACAGCUUUUCUGGAAUGCAGGACAGUGGACAGCAACUGACGCCAAGCAGCACACACUUGGCAGUGGAUGUUCCAGAGCAGCGGUUUCCCCUUCCUUCACUGAAUGAGGAAACCUCCCAGGCUUCACCUGCAUUCAUGCGGCAUUCCCCACAGCUGGACACUAAAUCACACUACCCAUCAAGCCCAGCUUGUUCAUUUUUGGGUGCUAGUUCAGCAAGCCCCUCACACUGGAUCAACAGCACAUCUGUUCUGCUGAGUCCUGCUCCCUCAUCUCUGGGGAGCAGUCGAGAAGAACUUAAUGUAGGGGACACUGCUCGACUGACAACACAUCUGUACCCAUGGCCCUCCCCUGUAUGGCACUGCUUUCAGCCAGGAGUCCGCCUGAAACUUGAUCUGCCAAAUUUGGAUACCUCUGGAGCAUGGAAGCUAGCUGAAGAACUAUCCAAGUAUGUUCCUGAUUGGCUGGGAGCUCUCCAGGUAGAGCAGGUAUUAGAAGUGGAUGGUGGCAUCAGGAUUCACUUCACCUGCCAGGAGCAGUGGCAGGGUGAAGUGGUGGCACAGUGCAACUUGAACCACACUUUCUACAUCAAAGAUAGAGGAUGGUGUGCUGUAUGCCCAGAUCAUGUGUUCAAACAGUAUGGAGUGUCUUGUCAACUCCUGGAACAGACUGAUAUUUGCCUACCUAGCUCAAGACUGCCACUUGUCUCUCCAGACAUAUGUGAUAGGUUCAAGAGAUUCAGCUUCCCGCCAGAAGGGUUGGGAACACCACCACAUCUGCCAUCACCUUCAGAUCUUGCACAUCUCCCACCACCUGACUCAUUUCUGUCUCCUCCCACAUCUCCUACCAAGAAGCUGAGGGAUGCAGAUCGGCCUAAGAGACCAAUGAAUGCCUUCAUGCUUUUUGCCAAGAAAUAUCGUCUGGAACUGAUACAGCUGCAUCCAGGGAAAGAUAACAGAGCCAUCAGUGUUAUUCUUGGUGAGGCGUGGCGCAACCUGCCUGCAGUUGACAAGGAGGCGUAUGUGACAGAAGCAAGAAUCAUGGCACAGGAAAGGAAACGCCUGCACCCAGACUGCUGGAAGCGGAAGCGCUCACAAUCAGCUGGAUUCAUAGAAACGUAAAGUUAGGUAACCACAUGUCCAAAAGUAAUGAAUAUCAUGCCUUAGUGAAUGGGUAAACCAAAACUGUUGCAAAAUGGUUCUCGCUGCAGUAUAUAAACAUUGAUAAUAUGCACUCAAAGACAGAUGGCAUAAAAUCAGUAUUUCUUUUUACUUUAGUGAAUGAAUUGCAGUGUUUAUGCUGUUAGAGCGAUUUUUUUUUUCUUUUUAGAUAUAUGUGUAUUUAAAUAUACCAUAUACAUUUGUAUGUGUUUUAUGGAUAUUUUACAGUCAUGUUAGAUGAAAAUUCUUGUCUUUCUAUUAUCAACACUGAAUACUACAGUAUACUGAAUUUAUUGUGGGGAGGAGGGUACAUCAUCACUUAGAGAGCGUUAUGUCAUUAGAAAGUUACUGGAUUGUAUUUUAAGCAUAUUCUGGUAUCCAUGUGCCAGUGAGAAAUUCAGGCAUACUUACACAGGAUUAUUUUGCCAUCUUGCCUACAUAAGGUAUGAUGUACCCUGUCCAUUAUAUUUCAUUUCAGCAUCCUGUUGCAUUUGAUUGUUGACCUAAUGUUUUUCACUGUAUUAUUAAUGCGUUGGCAUAUUUUAUGAUGGCUGUGUGGCAGUUGUCUCACUGUCACAUUCAACUCUCUUAUUUUUGCAUAUUUGUAGGACACAUUUCAGUCUAUGUAAGACCAUCAUCAAGUUUUUAAGGACACAUUUCAGUCUAUGUAAGACCAUCAUCAAGUUUUUAAUCAGUUAAUUUAUAUAAUGUCAUGUUUAAUAGUAUGUAAUAUUAUAUUUCAGCAUCCUGUUGCACUCUACACAAUAAAUGAUACA